AUGGACGCUGGCAUCAUCGCAUCCUUUAAAAUGGCGUACAGAAGGAAGCAGCUUCGGUGGGUAUACGACAAGAUUAAGAACGGUGUUGAGGCUGAUAGUACGGUGUGCGCCGUGGACCAGUUGGAGGCAAUGCAAUGGAGCAAUGGAAUCUGGAAUGAAUUGAAAGAAGCUCGCUCGAAGAUUCGCCUACGGUAUAUUCAGAUGUGA
Phytophthora infestans T30-4 is the source of this 207-nucleotide messenger RNA. RefSeq lists its product as uncharacterized. The record is from RefSeq and is a predicted model, not a curated record. NCBI's taxonomy places the organism in Eukaryota, Oomycota, Peronosporomycetes, Peronosporales, Peronosporaceae. Bases 1 to 207 code for a protein of 68 amino acids. The transcript is spliced from 2 exons. Gene Ontology annotation, molecular function: nucleic acid binding.